AUGAUAAAGAGAAGAUUACUUUCUUCGCUGCUCUCAUCAACCUCGCUCUCAACUCCCAAAACCACCUCAAUUUCAACAUUCACUCAAAUUCAACCCAUCAAAGACUCAAACUUUAACAAUUAUAUUGCUAAUGGGGCAUCUGGGUUUAUGGGUAUUAGGGCUUAUAGUUUGUUGAGUUUGAAUGAUUUGAGAGACAAUGUGCCAAGGAAGCAGAAGAUAAGAAAAGGUCGUGGUAUUGGGUCUGGUAAAGGAAAGACAGCAGGGAGAGGUCAUAAAGGACAGAAAGCUAGGGGGACUUUUAAGUUUGGUUUUGAAGGUGGACAGACUCCAAUGCGGAGGCGUUUGCCCAAAAGGGGGUUUAAGAAUCCCUUCAGUCUCACUUUUCAGCCUGUAGGGUUGGGAAAAAUUGCAAAACUUAUCAAUGCAGGGAAGAUAGAUUCCCAUGAAUUAAUCACAAUGAAAACCCUCAAGGAAACUGGGGCCAUUGGGAAGCAGAUAAAAGAUGGAGUAAGACUGAUGGGACGUGGUUUGGAGAAGAUCCAAUGGCCUAUCCAUCUGGAGGUGUCAAGAGUGACCGUUAGAGCAAAGGAAGCAGUUGAAGCUGCUGGUGGAUCUGUCAGACGAGUGCAUUACAACCAGUUGGGUUUGCGGGCAUUGCUUAAGCCUGAGUGGUUUGAAAAGAAGGGCAGGUUGUUGCCAAAGGCUGCCAGGCCUCCACCAAAGCUGAAAGAUAAAGUUGAUAGCAUUGGUCGCUUGCCUGCCCCGACCAAACCUAUUCCUUUUUAUACUGAAGAAAGGGAGGUGGCCUCUGCUCCUGCCUAG
Messenger RNA from Dovyalis caffra, 822 nucleotides. The record is from the annotation of a GenBank genome assembly. NCBI's taxonomy places the organism in Eukaryota, Viridiplantae, Streptophyta, Magnoliopsida, Malpighiales, Salicaceae.